UGAUGGUUCGUUUUUGAAGAUAUGACUAUUUCGAUGGAUCACAGAAGUCAUAGAAAGAACUCAUGGGACUCUAAGAUGUCCGUGAGUACGGUAAGCACCGGGACAAGACAAUUCCGAAGAUCUCCCAGCUCGAUAUUAUCCUCGGAUUCGGAUAUCCGGUUCACAAGAAAAAAACUGACGUCGCAAUACCGAUGCGGUUGUUGUAUUAUAGCCACAUUUUUGAUGUUAAUGUUGUUGGCAGCUGCUGGAGUCUACAUAGCAUACACAUUUUUCCUACCUGGUGAACCCGAAGAACAAGUAUUUAGAGCUACGUUUAAAGUAAUAGAAGGUGACACUUUUUCCCCGGAAUUGGCAGAUCCGAGCACCAAAACUUUUAAAGUUAGAUCUAGAGAUUAUAAGGAAAGACUGAACUUACUUUUUAGAAGAAGUCCUAUUCGACAUGGAUACAUGGGAACAGAAGUACUUGCAUUGGACGGAACUGAAGACAAAGACUUAAUAGUACACUUUAACAUCCACAUAGACCCCUCUUAUAUCGACCUGACAACAAAAGAUAUAGAAGACAUCUUAGAGGAAGAAAUAACAGUUCAGGAAUCACUUUACUUCAAAAACUUGACCAUAGACAGCAACAGUUUGGAAGUGAAACCAAGCAAUCUUCUUUUAAUGACCACAACAACUCUACCAACUACAGUGGUGUCUCAAGCUGUAACCCAAACUCCAACACCUCCAAGGAGAUGCUAUCCAAGGCAGCUGCCUUAUUGCAAUAAGUUGCCUUAUAAUAUAACCACGUAUCCGAAUCUUUUGGAUCACCAGGAUUUGAAGGACGUCAAGGAUCAUGUGAUUGCUUUUAGGGAACUUGUGGAUGCAGAAUGUUAUAGGCAUGCAUAUGAGUUUGUUUGUCAAGUUCUACAGCCACCAUGUGCCAAAGGAGAGGAGGAAAAUGAAAUGGUCCUUCCUUGCAGAAGCUUUUGCAGAGACUUCAUGGCGGGUUGUGGCAGUCGAUUACCAGAAAAACUAAAAUCGCAACUAGACUGCAGCAGAUUUCCUGAGUACGGUGACAAGGGAACUUGUAUAACCAAACCUGGUUGUGUGGACGAGCUGAAAUCAAGAGCUCUAUCCCCCCGCGUCUGUGAUGGUACCAUAGACUGUCAAGACUUAUCGGAUGAAAAACCCUGCACCUACUGCUCCAAAAAUCACAUGCACUGCGGAAUUGGUAGAACCUGUAUUUCAAAGACAAAAAGAUGUGAUGGAAGUGUGGACUGUCCCGAUGGUAGCGAUGAAAGGGCCUGCUUAUCUCUUACUCCAUCUGUGGAAGAACUUAAAAAAGUUGACACCGUCACUCCACAUGUAGCAAAAUAUUAUUCGGAAGGAUUUGUGACGUUUAACGAAAAAGGGGAAGUGGGAAAAUUGUGUACAGAGAACUUAAACAACAGUCUACCUGCAAAUCACACCACGGAAGUUUUGCAUACUGUCGCAUCUUCUUUGUGCAAAACAUUAACAUAUAAAAACGUCAUAGCAGUUCGUGUGGAGAAAGAUUUCGAACUAAACGUUCCAUAUGUAAGCAUGAAAGAUCCAACAGCUUUAGAGAUCAGCUUCAUCCGAUCACCAUGUCUUUCCAAGCAAGUACUUAAAGUGGCUUGCUCCAACCUGGAAUGUGGGGUUCAAGCAACCCACGGUCCAACAGGCUACAAGACCCUACCGAAAAUGUCAAUGCACGGCGAUUGGCCAUGGCACGUGUCACUAAUGAAAGAAGACGUCCAUAUUUGCGAUGGUACGUUGGUUUCUGACGAAUGGGUUGCCACAACAACAUCAUGUUUCCAAGGACAACCAAAGGCCGAGUGGACUGCCAGAUUUGGCAUCAUUAGACUUUCGAGUUCUUCGCCGUGGGAGCAAGAGAGGAGGAUUGUUGGAAUGGUGAAAAGUCCAGUAGAAGGAAGUACCGUUGCUUUGGUAAAGUUAGACCAGCCCAUUACGUACAAUGACUUUGUGAGACCAAUUUGUCUUCCAAAACAUAAUAUGGCAUUGGUACCAGAUCUAGAAUGUAAUACUUUGGGCUGGGCUAGAAAUAGAGAACAACUACAGAGAGUUCAAGUUAAAAUAACAACCAUGGAAAAAUGCGAAAAUAUCAGUAUUUCCAAUACAAAUGGUCUUUGUACUGACACAUUGCAUGGGCAAAAUGACUGUGGAGAGGAAGAAUUUGCAGGAAGUCCUCUAGUUUGCAGGAUUAAAAAUCAGGAAAGCUGGACGUUUGUAGGAGUGACGAAUUGGAGAAUAGCUUGUUCCAAAAAUGGAAUGGAAAGACCAAGAAUGUACGAUAAAAUAGGUUCAAAUGUUAACUGGAUUUUGGACACUAUUAGCUCUAAGGAAUGAAAAAAAAACCUUUUCAAAGAGGCUAUGCCAAAAGAACUUAAGUGAAUGUGAUAUUCCUACUCAUUAAAAAGAAUAAUACCUAUAGGUAUAAGAAGAAUUAGAGUAAUAAAAAGAAUGAACUUUGUUUUGUAAAUAGUGCCAAUGUGAUUAUUUUUUUUUUGUAAAAAAUUGUUGAACAUUG
This is a messenger RNA of Brassicogethes aeneus, 2548 nucleotides long. Lineage: Eukaryota; Metazoa; Arthropoda; Insecta; Coleoptera; Nitidulidae. The record is from the annotation of a GenBank genome assembly.